Morone saxatilis (striped sea-bass) is the source of this 1169-nucleotide messenger RNA. It is a transcript of the gene slco4a1, whose product is annotated as solute carrier organic anion transporter family, member 4A1. Gene Ontology annotation, cellular component: membrane. NCBI's taxonomy places the organism in Eukaryota, Metazoa, Chordata, Actinopteri, Moronidae. Gene Ontology annotation, biological process: sodium-independent organic anion transport; transmembrane transport. The record is from RefSeq and is a predicted model, not a curated record.
CUGAGCAUCGGUAUGAAGCACCCUCUCGAACCUGUAAACCCUUGUACAGACUGGUAACCCGGAGCACCUGAAGAGCCUUAACAAACAUUCAGCAUAAGCCAGGAAUAGAUCAUUUCAGAGACAAUCCUAACGGAGCCUUAACCACAGUGAAUUCCUGUUGAGCCUCAGCCAAUUCACAUUUCCUUUUUCUACGUUGUGGUUGUCGCCACAGUUCAAAGACCCUUACAGUACCCCUCAGAGGGGAGAUGCCAGUCUUGCUUAAUGCCGAUGCUUCCUUCAGCUCCAAGCAGGAGCUCCUAGACCUGCAGGACUGCCCUCUACGCGGGGGUCCCUGUCUGGAUACUCCGAGCCCCCCAGAAUCCCAGAUAGGUAGCCCGAUAGGCUCAGGGCCCAGAAGUCCUGGAAGCCCCGGAACUGAUGGCCCCAUUCGGCCCCAUAUUUUCACUGGAGCUUCCUCGCUCCCAGGGCAGCGAUACGGGCUGGACACAAGACCCCAUGCAGAGACUCCCAUGGGGUUAAAGCUGAUCUCCACUGACUCAGAUCAGCUGUGCGGCUGGGGGGCUCUGACACCCAAAGCUAUCCAAGUUUUCAACACCCCUCGUUGGGUGCUGUUCUUCCUUUGUGUGGCCUCUUUCCUCCAGGGGAUGAUAAUCAACGGCUUCAUUAACACAGUGGUCACCUCCAUCGAGAGGCGGUUUGACCUGCGCAGCUACCAGGCCGGACUCAUCGCCAGCUCUUAUGACAUCGCUGCCUGUGUCUGCCUGGCCUUCGUCAGCUACUUCGGUGGGACUGGACACAAGCCUCGCUGGCUGGGAUGGGGGGUGCUGAUCAUGGCACUCGGCUCUCUUGUGUUUGCCUUGCCUCACUUCACCACACCCAGUUACCAGGUUACCAUGCCCGAGAAAACAGGAAUGUGCUCUGCCAACCGUACUAGUCCGUGCCAGGACAAGGAGGGCGGAGGAUUAUCCAGCUAUCGUUUUGUGUUCAUGCUGGGUCAGUUUCUGCAUGGUGUGGGUGCUACACCUCUUUACACGUUAGGGGUCACGUACCUGGAUGAGAACGUCAAGUCCAACUAUGCGCCUGUUUAUAUUGGUGAGUGAUAUCAGUCAAGUCAUUUUUUAGCAAAGGGGUUUAUCUUCGUAUUGAAGUAGCAAUCAAUUAGCAAGAGU